Molecule: messenger RNA, 11041 nt
Organism: Nicrophorus vespilloides
Lineage: Eukaryota; Metazoa; Arthropoda; Insecta; Coleoptera; Silphidae
Gene: bchs
Product: WD repeat and FYVE domain-containing protein 3
Exons: 26
Coding region: 451-10686 (3411 amino acids)
Molecular function (GO): protein binding; metal ion binding
Source: RefSeq, a predicted model, not a curated record
AAAUCGAUUGAACUGUCAAGUGUUGACAGUGGGGCAACAACGAGUUGAGGUCACCGCAAUUGAUUGUUGACAAUAAUAGAUAGCGAUGUGUAUAAAUAAAGGCGAUUAUUGUUAAUAAAAAUGCAGAGUGAAUCAGAGGUCGGAGGUUAUGCGAAUUAACGCACCGAAGGAAUAUCUCGGCUGAGAGCGAGAAUAAGGAGAGUCGCGGUUUUAUUGCUCAUGCGUGCGGGCAGCGGAGAAUCCAAAAUAUAUAGAGUACAUGGAUGUGCAGUAGCGGUAGCGGUGGAUGAAAAGGUCAUGGGGGGAUGAUGGAUUCCUGAAAUCAGUAGUGCACGGUGCGACGAGGAUCGGGAUGAUGCGGAGUGUCUCGUCAGCUGUUCUACCUGGAAUAAUCCACUGAAGACUCCGAAGGGAAGACUCCUGGAAUGGUGGUGAUACAAUAAAUUCAAAAUGAAUAUAAUGCGAAAACUGAGGGGAGGUGUGGCAAACGCCGCAUCCUCCGCCUCUAACAAGGAGUCUUUGGAGAGCGCGGCGACGUCACCGCACACCCAGUUAGGAAUGAUGCAUCUGAAGAAGCUGUUCUCGGAGUACACGCAUCCGCCCCAUCCCCUGACGGAAGCCGAGAAGGAGGAUAAGCUUUACAAUAUGCUUCCCCUGUUCUGCAAGGUUUUCGGGUCGAGUCCGUCCUGCGACAUGAACGAAAAGUUCUGGGACAUCCUCGGCUUUUGUCUGCAAGUCUCUCUAUUGAUGGUGUCGGAGAUAAGGAAGCGAGCGUCUAACCAGAGCACCGUAGCCGCAAGCAGCGCGAUUGCCAAAUUCCUGGAGAUCGAAAACUGCGAGGAAUCGAGCAACGGUUGGAUGCUCCUAUCCACUUUAAAUCUGCUGGCAGCGGGCGAUUCGACUCUAGUGCAGAUCAUGUCUGAGGUCUCGGUGCCGUCGACUCUGGUGAAAUGCUUGUAUCUGUUCUUCGAUUUGGCCGAGAUUCCGGACGAGGAAGCGAACAGGAAGGAUGCCAACAGCGAUUUCACCCCGAAGGAACGUCGCAUCCUGUUGCAGAAGAUCUUCGUGCAGCUUCUGGUGCGGCUGUGCAGCCACAAAGUUCCUGCUGAGGAACUGGCGAGGAAGGACGAUCUUACUCUACUCUUCUCGGCGAUAACUUCGCCCUGUCCUCACUACAAUUUCAUGUGGCGGAAGAGCGCCGCCGAAGUAUUGAUGACUCUCUCGCGGCACGGCCUCUCGCCCCCCGUCGUCGGCUACAUCCAUUCGAAAGGUUGCGUGGCGAUUUGCAUGGAUAACAUGCAAGGUAUGCCCGAUCUGGCACCUCUGGAGCUCGUCGAGAUGUUCGUCACGGUGUUCUGCUUCCUCAAGGACUCCAGCGAAGUCUCCUCCGUUCUUUUGGACGAUUUCCGUCAAGCCCAAGGAUAUUUAUUUCUGUCUGAUAUUUUAUUAAAGUACGAAACCGGCGAUCACGCUACGACCAAGCUCACAUUCCGAAAUCCUUCUUCCAGACUCGAAAACGAAGCAGCCACCGAUUCGCAGGAGGCCAUCAGGAAUUUAGUGCUGAUGGUCACGUCUCUCUGCAUGUGCGGCUUUAUGGAGCUGAAACCGUCUCAGGCCUCCACGGGCUCUCUAUUCCAGAUGCACGGAUUCUCGUUGCCACAGCCCUCAGGUCGUGGGACUAGCGUUCGCAACAUCCAGGCUUUCCACGUCCUUCAGACCACCUUCAUCAAGUCAUCCUCACCGAUACUGUGCGCCUCGAUCCUGGAAGCCAUCUCGAGCAUCUAUCAUUCGGACAACGCCAACUAUUUUAUCCUCGAGAACCAAAAUACUCUCAGCCAAUUCUUAGAAAAAAUCCAUUACAAAUCCCCCGAGAUCCAGGAGAAACUCUUCGAGCUGAUCGAAUUCCUGGUCUUUCAAUUGAACUUUGUCCCCUGCAAAGAGCUAAUAUCCAUGUCGAUUUUCCUGAAGACGCACAGCCUCAACCACGUAGACUGCAGCAUCAAGUGCAUCAGAGUGCUGAUGAACGUGCUCAAGCACAACGUGAUCUUCAAAGAUGUGUAUCGUGAGGUCGGUAUGCUGGAGGUCUUCGUGACUUGUCUGAACCGAUACACAGAUUUGCUGAAGAUCCGCAAAAAAGCACACGAUUGUGGAAAUGAAUACAACUUAUCGACGGAACAGGAGAGAUUUGGAUCAAUGGUGAUAGAAAUUCUGACAACGCUGUUGAGCGCGAACACCGCAAACGCUAAUGUCUUGCGGGAAUCCGGCGGAGCGCAAUGUCUGCAUGAGCUGGUUACGUUCUCCGAAUGCAGACAGAACGUUUUAGGUAUUAUUAGAGAACUCGUGGUUUCGACUGGCGGAGAGGAGGAUAUGAGCCAGCUUUUAGGCACUCUGCACUCGACGUCGCGUAAUCAAUUGCAGUUGAAGACUGACGUAUUAAAAGCUCUCUUGCUGUGCCUGAGGGAUUCGCAUAGAACGCGAACUGUUUUCAGAAAGGUCAACGGAUUCAUUUACGUUACGAGCGUUUUGGUUGCUUUGGAAGGAAAGCUGACAAUCAGGAAACCGAACGUCGAGAUAUUAACGCUCUUGAACAUCGUAUUUUACACAAUAAGCACGGCGAUGCGCUUCGAACCGGCGAACGCCAAGUUCUUUUACCACGAGAUAUGCAUGACAAGCCUUUGUGAUACUUUGAGGCUCCUCGGGUGUUUUACCACACACAAAGUCGAUCAGCUCAGCGAUAGCAAGGAGGAGGCUCCGAACUCGGACUUUCAGGAUUUAUAUCAUAAUCUAUUCAUUGGCAACAUCAUCAACCCAGAGAUUCCAGACGAUAUACCGUGCACUUUGGCGUACGCUACGAUGAUUUUUCGAUUACUUUACGACGUAGCUUUAGACCUUUUUGAUAAACCGAAUUUAUCCGCAGAGAACUUGACCAAAACCCCUUCGCUGUCGAAGCAAGUGUCCAUGGAGCGAUCAAACAGCUCGGGUUACGGAAAGCGUUCAGCCGUGAACUCUUUGAAUUUAAAUCCGCCGACGCCCGAUCCGAUUAUCGUGCAUCCAGGGGUCGUUGUCGUCAUGCUGCAGCUUCUGCCCUGCCUCGAGUCUCAGGAGGAUGCAUCAAAGUGCCUGGCCCUUCAGUACUACGUAGCGGAGAUCAUAAAAUCGUUGGUGCGAAGCGAAAGAAACCAGCAAAUCAUGUGCGACAGCGGCUUCGUCAACCAUCUGCUGACCAUCGGCUCUGUUCCGCUGCAGAACGAGAAUCAUCCGCUGCAUUCGCCGCUCCAAUACAUGCUGGAAAGACUAGCGGCUCAAGCCCUCGAACCUACGGAUUUACGUAAUUUCUUGCGUCUCGGGAAUCCACUCUCGUGUUUACCAUUGAGCUCCGCUGUGGCGGGAGGCGGUCCGGUCCCUUUGACCCGCAUCAAGACAAUCGUAUCGAUGACUACACCCAAAGACUUCAGGGCGCAAAGCAUAUGCAUGUUACCGCCCUUCGUCGAGUUCGAUAUGAGCGCCGAAGGAUUCGGUUGCCUGUAUUUGCCCAGCAUCGCUCCGCAAUCCCCGAACGCCCCGAGCGUAGUCAGCAUAGAUAACGCUAUCCUGGGUGGAAUCGGUGCAGGCGACAGGAUCUUCCCACCGCAAACUGGUCUCACGUUUUCCACGUGGAUAUGCGUCGACAAGUUCUCCGAUCCUCGCACAGAUCCGCACUGCGUGAGAUUGCUGACUCUGCUGAGGAGUUUGAAUAAUGCCAAAGAUGAUCAUCUAGUUUGUUUAUCCAUAGUCCUCUCGGCCAGAGAUAAAGCCAUCAUUGUUUCCACCCAAGAGACCCACAUACCUAAUCAUGUCGGAGAAUGGGAACCGGAAGGUUCGGGAGAACACGGUACAAGAGUAUGGUGUCCGGAUAUCCUGCAGGAGGGCCAGUGGCAUCAUUUAGUAGUAGUUCUCAAUCGAGCAGUACUGAAAAACUCGUCGUUCUCUCUAUAUCUGGAUGGACAACAUAUGCAGUCGCAUAAGCUCCAUUACAUCUCGCAGAAUCCCGGAGGAGGAAGCACUAAUUUAACGGUGGCAACCUCGGUUUACGGAUUCAUAGGAACACCGCCCGCCUGGAGACGUUACUCGAAGCUCUGCUGGAAGCAAGGUCCAUGCCAUUUAGUCGAAGAGGUUUUGAAUCCGACUACGGUCAACCAAAUCUACCAACUGGGACCACACUAUAUGGGCUCUUUUCAAGCGCCUUCGAAUGGAUCGAACUCGGAGCUCAUCCAAUUCGUCAGCGAGGAGAAGGUCAUCUUCGGACUGAACGCCAAAGCCGUUUCGCAAUUAACUUUGAGCAAGAUUCGCAAAGUGUACAGCCGCACCGAUAACAAAUCAAUUGCCAAACAAUUGGGGAUGUCCAGUCACGAGAACGCAACUCCUAUAAGGAUCUUGCAUAACAGCGCUGGACACUUGGCCGGAUCGUCGAGGAGUUUAGGAGGUGUCGUUAUUGGUUAUAUUGGAGUUAGAGUGUUUUGUCCGAGGCCGGUGGUGACUGUGGUGGAUUCCGUGGGUGGUUGUUCAGUAUUAUUAGGAUUGAUAGCCAUGGCUCAAGAUAUAGAAAGCCUCUACGCCAGUGUCAAGGCUUUGGUGUGCGUCGUACGGAGUAAUUCGGUUGCUCAAGCAGAAAUGGACAAGAGACGCGGUUAUCAAACUUUGGCGAUGCUUUUGAGGCGCAAGAAACCUUUACUGAACUCGCACAUCUUGCAUUUGGCGUUCAGUUUGGUCGGAACAGUGGACAGCGGACGCGAAACCUCAACUAUACCAAACGUCCCAGCUUUUCAGGAUCUUUUAUGUGAUCUUGAUGUAUGGCAUGAAGCUCCGGGAGAGCUACUGCGUUCUCACUUGGAGCAUUUGUACGAGUUGGCAGCGGAAUGCAGCGAGAAGAGAAACAAUACUUGGAUGAUGCGUGAUUUGAACUUGGUAACGAAAUUGUUGCAUAUAACACCAGAAGUUAAGCACUUCGCUACUCGCCAAGUACUCUUUUCGUUAUUAACCACGCUGUUGACUGGACAACCUAAGCAGAGCGAUCUUCUUUGGUACGGUCAAUUCGUGGCCUCUACAUUGCCCAUACAAACGAUGGAUCGAUUCGAAAGGGAAAUCGAAGAUGAAAAUGUUUUGUUGCGAAACAGAUGCUUAACACUGAUACACACCAUCCUGUUCACUAGCAAGAAUGCGGUGAGCUUGAUGGUAUGCGAUGAAUUGGCCAAAACUUUGGGCUACGAUUGGAUUCUGCUCUUCCUGCAACCCAAUCUGCAUUCCAGCACAGUCAUUUUAGGAAUGCGCAUUCUCGUGGUCAUGUGCUCCGUUCCUGCAUUGCUUAAUCGUUUUAGAGAAGGCAACAGUAACGGCGGUUGGUUACGACACACGGAACUUGUGACGCACAGCAAGAUGUCAAUGAUGUUGGGCUACCAAAUAAAGACCUCAUCGUUUUCCUCGCCGGAUGCCAAAGCCGAAACGCUGCACGUGCCCGGGUUCCAAUACUUGGGAUGGCUUCUGCCAUCCCAAGUUGAAAUUUCAGAAAUAUACUAUUUACUUACUGCUCUAGUCAUGGGGCAACCGGCCAAGCAUUUGCCCAGCGAAUCCAAAUUCGAUUUGGAUACAGUUUGGAGUUUCCUUUGGGGUACUUCUGUUAAUAACCAACCAGUUAGCAGCAUCGCCCCCAGAGUGAAUCUUUGUCCGGAAGCCAUCGUGGCUCUUCUAGGGAUGGCCAGAACUAUGGUGCACAGUGACCAAAACGUUCUACCGUUCCCUUUGAAGAACCACUCUAUAUCGAUCAUCCAAGUUUUGUUCCAACUUUACCACAACAUGCCAGAAUUCAUGCCAAUCUUCAUGUCCGCAGAAGUCCUCUCCGCUUUAGCCGGAGUGAUAUUCACUCCAGUGAAUCCGGAGAGCAGCAACAGCAGCGGAGCUUCGACUCCCGACGAAUGCGAGACAAUCGUGAUGGUACCUAGAUCACCCACGGAACCAUCCAAUUUAACGACACAUCCCGCACGACAAUUCGUCAUCGAUUUCAUCCGGGUAAUCGUCGUGGAUUCGCUGAGUCUGAACAUGUCUGGAAAGUCUGCAGUUAUCGAUUUAGUGUUGGACGCGUAUCCGGAAAACUCGUCCAUCACUCAACAGUCUUCGUAUCAGACGGAGAUUUUGGUAACUCUGAUGGAUCAUCUCUUGGCUGCCGAUAUGCUGGUUGGGGAUCAAGCUGCGAUCCCGAUUGUUCCAUUACCGAACGCUCACGUGCAGCACGUCGCUCCGAACGUCUUCUAUUUAACAUCGAGAAUCGUUGAUAAACUGUGGCAGGGCAUUCUCAACAAAGAUCCUCACGAAGUAUUCGAUUUCAUCGUUAAACUUAUCGGACAGGCGAAACAACGGUCCGGAAAUCUGGUGUUGGAAUGCCUUUAUCACUGCUUGAAUCGCAGCAUUCUUUUCUUACUCUCCAGACCCACCGAUAACAUCGCCGAUCAGAUGUCCGUGCUCGAGGCUUUGCACAAACUGACUACAAAUAGGCUCACCGUCUUCGGAGCUGGAAAUCACGAAUUGGAUUUCGUCGGGUGUCUGUCCUAUUGUUUGUUGCAGUUAACCGCUGACAUGAAGAUCAUGUUAGAUGUUAACAUGAGAACUACAUGGCACGUGAAUCCGAGCAGCGAUUUAGAAUCACAGGACGAUCAAUUGAACGCACAUCAAGGUAGAAAUUUGAUGGCCGGAGCGGCGUUAAGAGUCUGGGAGGAAUUGUAUGUGUGCAAGAAACCGGCGAUUGAAGAGGUUUUCAAGAUCACAUUGGUAGCACCCUCUCCCACAUCUAAAGCCCCUGAAUUAACGAUCGUCAGAGAACAGAUCUUCGAAGCAGCGAUGAAAGUUUGGCUUAAUUACAUCGAGUCAGAAAGGAAAGCCAGCUAUAGGGUUCCAUCCGAGUUACAAAACCAAAUCCAAUCUAAAAUCCAUAAAGUUACAGGCGGAUUAACUCGAUUAGCUAGUAGGACCAAAGUCCGAAAAGAUGAUAUCGCUAAGAUAACAGUGAAAGUGAACAGGAAACGAGCCAUGUCUUCGGUGUUUACUCAUAUCAGUUUAAUAAAAGAAUUAGCGGAAAUUAGACGCAAUCAACAUACGACCAUGGCGCAGCACAUGCAACGAUACGUUCAUCAAGAAUGGCUGCAAACAGAAACAGAGUUGACCAGAGAACGAGGAUUGUGGGGAUCUCCUCUUCCCUGCUCUUUGGACAAAUGGAUGCUGGAUAUGACUGAGGGACCUCAUAGGAUGCGCAAGAAAACAAUGAAAAACGAUCUCUUUUACCUACAUUAUCCAUACAGACCCGAAUACGAGAAGGGACUUCUCAAACAUAAAGUUGCGACUAGCCAUCACAGCAAAGAGUACUUUACGGCUGUGCAGAAACGGCAAUUGCACGGAGUUAGCGGAUUAUCGGAUCUCGAACGAGCGGAUAGUAUUUGUGAAGAAGCUAGUCCCAUACCGACUAUGCAAACGUUGCCACAUUUGGCUCGUCUCAAAUCCGAUCCGGAUGAUCAACAAGAUGAUGCCGAAACUGAGGAGGAACAGCAACCUCCUCCUGAUAUACAAACAGUAUUGAGGCUUCUCGAGGAGAAUGAGAAGAUCUCUUACAUGUUCAGGUGCGCUCGCAUUCAAGGCUUAGAUACGAUGGAAGGUUUAUUGCUCUUUGGACAAGAGCAUUGUUACGUUGUGGAUGGGUUCACUUUGCUGAAGAGCAGAGAGAUCAGAGAUAUCGAAGCUGUUGCGCCGCACGGAUAUGAACCGAUAUUACCGAAUCCCGGAUCACCCAGAAGGUCUAGGUCUAUGAGGCAGUGCUCCAAAUUCUCUUACGAGGACAUAAGGGAGGUGCACAAGAGGAGAUAUCUGUUGCAACCUAUGGCUUUGGAAGUGUUCUCGCGUGACGGAAGGAAUUAUUUACUUGCUUUCCCCAGGAAGGUCAGGAACAAGGUCUAUCAAAGAUUCAUGGCAACCGCAACGGGUAUAGCAGAUAACGCACAACAGUCCGUCGCCGGACAGAAAAGGACUGCCAAUGUCGAACAAGCAGCUGGAAUUUUAUCGAAUUUGAUCGGGGAAACUAGUGUUACUCAACGAUGGGUGCGUGGAGAAAUCUCCAAUUUCCAAUACUUGAUGCAUUUGAACACCUUGGCCGGUCGUUCGUAUAACGAUCUAAUGCAAUAUCCAGUAUUCCCCUGGAUCCUAGCCGAUUACGACAGCGAAGAGUUGGAUUUGAACGAUCCAAGCACAUUCCGCGACUUUACCAAACCGAUGGGUGCUCAAAGUCCCGAACGAUUGGAGCAAUUCAAGAAGAGAUUCAAGGAAUGGGACGAUCCGCACGGAGAAACGCCUCCUUACCAUUACGGAACGCAUUACUCGAGCGCGAUGAUUGUCUGCUCGUACCUAGUGCGAAUGGAACCAUUCACGCAACAUUUCUUGAGGUUACAAGGAGGUCACUUCGAUCUUGCCGACAGGAUGUUCCACUCUAUAAAAGAAGCCUGGUACUCCGCCUCGAAGCACAACAUGGCUGACGUCAAAGAACUUAUCCCGGAAUUCUUCUAUUUACCCGAAUUCCUCGUCAAUUCCAACCAAUUCGAUUUGGGCUCCAAACAAAGCGGAGUCUAUCUUGGAGACACGGUUUUACCACCGUGGGCGAAGCAGGAUCCACGCGAAUUCAUCCGAGCUCAUCGCAUGGCCUUGGAAUGCGAUUACGUCUCGCAACAUCUACACCAUUGGAUCGAUUUGAUCUUUGGGUAUAAGCAGCAAGGAAUGCAAGCGGUCGACGCUGUUAACGUUUUCCAUCAUCUGUUCUACGAAGGCAACGUCGAUAUUUACAACAUCGACGAUCCUCUGAAGAAAAACGCCACCAUCGGGUUCAUAAAUAACUUCGGACAAAUACCCAAGCAGCUUUUCAAGAAGCCACAUCCAUCCAAGAAGAUGGGAGGCGGAAACAACCGAAGCUCUGUCAUCGAUACCGGGGCUCUGGUGCAAGCCUUCAGUUUGCCACCACCUGAAAGGUUGUUCUUCCAUCACUUAGACAAUCUUCGACCUUCAUUACAACCAAUUAAAGAGGUGAAGAGCCCAGUUGGACAAAUUUUGCACAUGGAUAAAACCGUCUUGGCUGUCGAACAAAACAAAGUGCUGAUCCCACCAACGUACAACAAAUACGUCGCUUGGGGUUUCGCCGAUCACUCUUUGCGCAUCGGUCAUUACGACAGCGACAAAGCCAUCUUCGUGAGCGAAACUGUAGUGCAAAACAGUGGAGAAAUUGUAGCUUGCGUUUGUCCCUCAUCCAAAAUGAUCGUGACUGCAGGCACCAGUUCGGUGGUUUCCAUCUGGGAAUACGAGGCUCGCAAGAAGCAACUGAGCAUCAAGCAUAGUUUGUACGCGCACACCGAAGCAGUCACUUGCCUCGCAGUUUCUCCAGUCUACAAUGUCAUCAUCUCUGGAUCGCGCGAUUCCACAGCAAUCGUAUGGGAUUUAUCGAGAGGUCUCUUCGUCAGGCAGUUACGAGGUCAUGCUGGACCCGUAGCCGCAGUGGCCGUAAAUGAUUUAACAGGAGAUAUUGCGACUUGCGCUGCAACUUGGCUGCAUGUUUGGAGCAUAAACGGUGAUGAAUUGGCUUGCGUUAACACUUGCGUGGGAACCGCCGAUCGAAUGCAGCAAAUCUUGUGCGUUGCCUUCUCGCAAACUCACGAAUGGGACGCAGCUAAUGUCAUCAUGACUGGUUCAACUGAUGGAGUUGCUAGGAUGUGGUCUAUGGAUUAUGUGCAAGUGCCGCAAGACGAUAAAGAAGCGGGAUGCAGCGCGAAGAGUACUCCCACUCACAAAAACUCGGAGGAGCAUAAGCCGUUGCAUAAUAGGCUCGUGAAGCAAGUGAACGUGUUCCACGAUUCGUGCUCGUUGACGAAAUCCGGUUCCGAGAACAGUCUUUCGGAUGGAAGCAAAACUGACUCGCCUAAAUCGAAGUUAGACGGGUGCAGCAGCUCCAAAGAGUGGAGGACCGAGCUGGAGGACGAGAAGGAGACUUGCAGCGAUACCGAGGAGGCAUCCAAGCCUCCGGUUCCGGUCAGAAGACGCAGAUCUCGCGUUCACGUCGGACUCACGAAAAGUGAAGGCGGAAACAGCGCCGACAACGACAGCUUGGACGUGGACGACGGAUCCGGAAUUAGAACGAGCAAAUCGGAUACGAGUCUCACCGAUUCGUUCAUUAUGGUCUCGGAGAUUAAGAAGAAAGCGACGAAUCCUUUGCACGCCCUUCGCUCCGGCUUCAAAUGGCAGAGGCAACUCGUAUUCAGAAGCAAGUUGACCAUGCACACGGCUUACGAUCGAAAGGACAACGCCGAACCAGCGUCAAUUACAGCCCUCGCAGUUUCAAAGGAUCAUCGCACUGUUUACGUGGGAGACGCAAGAGGAAGGGUGUUCUCUUGGAGCGUCUGCGAAGUGCCGGGAAGAGCUGCAGACCAUUGGCUGAAGGACGAAGGUGCCGAUUACUGCGCCGGAUGCAACGUCAAGUUCACGAUCUACGAAAGGAAGCAUCACUGCAGGAACUGCGGCCAGGUUUUCUGCUCGAAAUGCAGCCGCUUCGAAAGCGAGAUAUCCCGUUUGCGUAUCCUGAAACCGGUGAGGGUGUGCCAAAGCUGUUACGCCCUCUUGAAAACAGAUAAGUAAAAACAACCAGUAGAAAUCCAAAUAAUUAAUGAAUAUGUAUAACUCCAUAUCUAAAUAUUAUAUGAAAAAAAAUAUAUGUAUGUAUAAUCGUGAUUAAAUGUAUUGACCUGUAGAUAUGGAAUAUAUAUAUGUAUGUAUGUAAAAGAAGAGAAAGAAUAUUCGUUUAGUAUUAAAAUCUGUAUUACUUUCGUUUUAUUAUUAUAUUUUUUUUUAAAUAUUAUGUAUAUAAUCAGAUGUCUAAUGCUAUAACAAAAAUAUAUAUAUUAGCGAAUGUAGUUGGAAGAACUCUAUCGAAACCUAUAUGUGUGUAAUAAUAAUAAUAUUGUGUUAUUAUUUUCAAUUAUUAUUAUUUGUU